AUGGUUUUGGGCUGCUUGGCCACUCCCGGCGACCACAUAGCCGGACCGAGCCAACUUCCCCGCGGGGAAGAGCCGCGUGUGCGGCGGGGCAGCGGCGCGCCCUUGUCCCUGCGCGCACGUCGAGGGUACCGCCGGCCUCCGGGAGCCCGGAGCCGCCCUUCGAAGGCGAUGUCCGGGGCUUCGGCCGGGGACCUCCCCGGAGAGAAACCCGCCCCCUGCAGCCUCCAGGAGACUCGGGCCGCGGUCCCCUCCCUCUGCUCGGGGCAGCUUGUCCGGGCCGAGUGCCGGGGCUGCGGGCCGGCGUCCCGCGGGCGCUCGGCGGGGCCCGGCGGCCUCCCCGCGCCGCCGCUCCCGCCGCACGUGACGCCGCUCGGAGCAUGCGCGCGGCGCCCGCCCCGACGGCCCCGACGGCCGCGCCCGGGGACGGCCCCGAGCCCCCCGUUCCGCCGGGCCCCGGCCCGCAGCCUGCCCGCCGAACCCUCGCGGCCCCACGCCGAGGAAAGCUCCGAGGCGGCGAAGCAGCCUUUGAAGCCAUCCCGCCCGAGGGAUGUUUUUAAGUCCUCCCGGUCGGGCUGUCCCCAGCCGCCGGCCGGCGCGGCCUCGCAGCCCGGCGCUGCCUCGGGCGCUCGGGCCGUGCGGGUUCUGUUCCGCCGGCCCCUUCCUCUCCCCCGCCUGUGGCACCUCACGGUGCGCCCGUCUGUUGCUGUCCACACCGGCCCUGCUCUGCUCCCUGGGCGCAGCUCCGUGCGCGGUAAAUGCCCCCCACGCUCCUGCCCCAAAGAAUCUCCGGACUCCUCCGCUGCUCUCGCACGGGCAGUGCCCGCAGCUGUGUUUGUUACCGAGGCUCCGCUGGCAGCCUGCGGGAAGGCGGCAGCUGUGCGGGGAGCGGCGGGGGGCGAGGGCCGGGGGCUGAGCGGCGGCUCCCGCACGGCUGCACCGAGGGAGCCCCGCUGCCCCAGCGAGCACCCCGCUCCCACGGCAGCAUUCCUGACGGGCUCCGCACGGGUCCUGGGGCCGAAACCCCUUGGAAACGCAAAGACAGCACACACACAACCUCUGCCUACCUCGGAUCGGUAA
Poecile atricapillus (Black-capped chickadee) is the source of this 1077-nucleotide messenger RNA. RefSeq names its product elongin BC and Polycomb repressive complex 2-associated protein-like. The transcript has a single exon. NCBI's taxonomy places the organism in Eukaryota, Metazoa, Chordata, Aves, Passeriformes, Paridae. The record is from RefSeq and is a predicted model, not a curated record. Bases 1 to 1077 code for a protein of 358 amino acids.